AUGAAUUUGGCCAAUGGGACUGUCAUUGAAGAAUUUGUUUUGCUGGGCUUUGGAGUUGACCAACAGAAGCGCUUCCUCCUCCUUAUUUUCUUCACCAUUCUCUAUGUGCUCACUUUGGCAGAAAACAUCCUCAUUAUUACACUUGUGCUUCUUGAUGGCCGCUUGGCCCGGUUGCCCAUGUACAUCUUGCUGGGCAACUUCUCCUGGCUGGAGAUGUGCUAUGUCACUGCUACAGUACCCCGUAUGCUCUUUGACCUAUCGUCUCAUCAUGGGAUCAUCUCCUUCCAUGCCUGCUUCCUCCAGUUCUAUGUUUUCUUCUCUCUUGGAAGCACUGAAUGCUUCUUUCUUACAACUAUGGCUUUGGAUCGCUAUCUGGCCAUUUGCCACCCACUGCAUUACCCACAAAUUAUGUCCCCAAAUGCCUGCUAUGCCUUGGUGGCCACUUGUUGGGUCUUAGGCUUUUUGUGGUACCUUCUUCCUGUCUUUCAGAUCUUCGAGUUGUCUUUCUGUGGCCCCAACAUCAUUGACCAUUUUUUGUGUGAUCCUGGUCCAAUUCUGUCCUUGGCUUGCCCUCCUCUGGGAAAUGCUCCUCGUGUGUGCCAGAUAUUCAUGAAUGUUCUAGUUUUAGGCAAUGUCUUCUUUGUUGUGCUAUCCUAUAGUGUUGUGAUUCUCACUCUGAUGAAACCCUCUUACCAAGGCUCACGUAAGAAGGCCUUCUCCACCAUAUCUUUCCAUCUAGUGGUUGUCACACUGUUUUAUGGCUCAGUGGGAGGGAUGUAUGUAACUCCAGAUGGAGAAAGCCAGUUGGAGGUCACAAAGGCAGUGACAGUCUUCUAUACUGCUAUUACACCUUUUCUUAAUCCUUUGAUCUAUUGUCUGAGGAAUGAUCAGGUGAAAGAGGCAAUAGGCAGGCAGCUGAGGAAAAGGGUGAUAAUUCUGAGGAGAAAAGUACGAGGGUAA
Zootoca vivipara (common lizard) is the source of this 960-nucleotide messenger RNA. RefSeq names its product olfactory receptor 11G2-like. The record is from RefSeq and is a predicted model, not a curated record. Gene Ontology annotation, cellular component: membrane. Gene Ontology annotation, biological process: G protein-coupled receptor signaling pathway. Gene Ontology annotation, molecular function: G protein-coupled receptor activity; olfactory receptor activity. NCBI's taxonomy places the organism in Eukaryota, Metazoa, Chordata, Lepidosauria, Squamata, Lacertidae.